Nicotiana tabacum (common tobacco) is the source of this 633-nucleotide messenger RNA. The record is from RefSeq and is a predicted model, not a curated record. NCBI's taxonomy places the organism in Eukaryota, Viridiplantae, Streptophyta, Magnoliopsida, Solanales, Solanaceae.
AUGAGACAACAAAGGCAUUACAUGUCUUCUGAUGUGUUCAAGAAAUUCACCAACAAAGAUGGAAAGUUCAAGGAAACUCUUACCAAAGAUGUGCAAGGAUUAUUAAGUUUAUAUGAAGCAGCACAUCUAAGAGUACAUGGGGAAGAAAUUCUAGAACAAGCUAUGAGUUUUACACUCACUAAUUUGGAGUCAAUGGGCCCUAAAUUGAGCAACUCAUUACUUAAGGCCCUAGUUAGUGAAGCCUUAUGCCAUCCCAUUCAUGCAAAUCUACCAAGAGUUGGAGCAAAGAAAUACAUGUCUAUGUACGAGGAAAAUGAAUCACAUAAUGAUUUGCUUUUGAAAUUUGCAAAAUUGGAUUUUAACAUUGCGCAAAAGGUGUACCAAAGCGAGCUUUACGAGUUCACAAGGUACUGGUGGAAAGAUCUGGAUUAUGCAAACAAAUUUCCAUAUGCAAGAGACAGAUUGGUGGAGUGUUACUAUGGGGCAGUGGGAGUGUUAUUUGAUCCUCAAUAUAGUCGUACAAGAAAAAUUCAAGCAAAAUUAAUCAACAUCAUCACCAUGGUUGAUGAUACUUUUGAUGCUUAUGCGACCUUUGACGAAAUUGUGGCUUUCACAAAUGCGAUAGAGAGGUAA